AUGACAUCUCUCAGCUUCCUACUUGCGGUCUUCUCUACACUCUGCUUGCCGGUACAAAGCCAGUGGUGGACCUUUAUUUGGGCCAACUCUAAAGCCAAGUCUACCACGUCGCCUCCAUCUGCUUUUCCUUCAAUAAUCUCUUCAUCCAAUAUCACCUUGGAAGUCCCAAAAGAGACUGCCGGGGGUGGAGAGGAGUUGGUGACUGAUGGAGCGAUGUGGACUGGUUCACUCACACCUGCAGUCCUUACAGUGUCAAAGGCCGUACAAAGCACUACCCAGUCCUGGCACUCAAUUACAGAGGGCAACGGAAGCAGCAAAUCUAAAAACACUUACAAGCUACUAAAGUACUGGAAAAGUGAAAGAGGCUCCGGAGGACACUUGGACCUGACUGAGUUGAUAGGAGUCCCUCUGCCUCCAGCUGUCUCCUUCGCUACUGGUUUUGAGGGUUUUCCAGCGUACAACUUUGAGCCUGAAGCAAACAUUGGCCGUCUUACAAAGACUUUCAUCCCUGGUCCAUUUUACAGGGACUUUGCAAUCAUUGUUACGAUUCGACCUUCAACCCCGCGAGGAGGGGUGCUGUUUGCCAUCACAGAUGCCCAUCAGAAGGUGGUGGAGCUGGGGCUGGCCCUCACUCCGGUGCGUGGGGGUCUUCAGAGCAUCCUGCUGUACUACACAGACAGAGAAGAGGCCACUCACAGCCACAAAGCGGCUGCCUUCACUGUAACAGACAUGACGGACCAGUGGACGAGAUUCACAUUGGUUGUGGAGCAUGAAGAAGUGCGUCUCUUCAUGGACUGUGGUGAAGCAGAGAGGACCACUUUCCAACGCAAACCUGAGAGACUCAUGUUUUCACACAAUUCAGGCAUUUUUGUGGGAAAUGCAGGAAGCACUGGCCUUGAUAGGUUUGUGGGUUCCAUUCAGCAGCUCGUGAUAAGGGAUGACCCCAGAGCUGCGGAGGAGCAGUGCGAAGAUGAUGAGCCUUAUGCUUCUGGAUUCUCAAGUGGAGAUGAUGGAUUGGACGACGGGGAGAGAGAGGAAGUUAUUAAGAACUCACAGAGAAGGAAGCCAAGCGGUGCACAGGAAGACAGUGUUCCUGUGAGCGCUCCACCGACUGAAGCUCCAGAGGCUGAGCUCGAUGGAUACUCUGGUCAGCUGACCUCUACUGAGAGCACUGAACGUCUGAGAGUUCACUUCACAGAGUCUCAUAUAAAUACAGAGGUCGAAGACAGAGGCCACAGACUGAAGGGGGAGAAAGGUGAGGCAGGUCCACAAGGCCCAGCCGGUCCUCCUGGUCCCCCUGGGACCAUCUCUGCAUUAGUUAAAGGCCAAUCAGGACCCCGGGGCCCUCAGGGGCCAACAGGUUCCCCAGGACUACCAGGGUUUCCUGGGAGAGAUGGCGAGAAGGGAACCAAAGGAGAGAAGGGGGAUCCGGGUCAGAGAGGGACUCAGGGGACAUCAGGUUUACCUGGAGAGACAGGCGGGAAAGGAGAAAAGGGAGAUCCAGGAGAGGGUUUGCCAGGACCACCUGGCCUUCCAGGGCCUCCAGGUCCACCCAGAUCCCGCAGUGUACUGUAUGGGAACGAUGCGUUGGGCUCUGGGUUUGGAGACCUGGAUAUGGACUCUGAGGUCAUUAGGGGACCUCCUGGUCUACCUGGUCCUCCUGGCCCACCAGGUCCACCUAAUGCAGAGGGACUCUCCCAUAGUGGGCCCCCAGGGGCCCCUGGGAAAGAUGGUUUGCAAGGAAGACCUGGAAUACCUGGACCAGCAGGAAGAGAUGGCACUCCAGGUGUUCCAGGACAAAAUGGACAGAAAGGUGAUCAAGGAUUGGCUGGCUUACCUGGACCAAAGGGUGAAUGUGGUUCAGUAGGCACCACUGGUGCCCCAGGACUUGAAGGUCCUAUAGGGCCCCCAGGCCAAAGGGGUCCACCAGGCCCACCAGGUCCCCCGGGAUUACCAAGGUCUAAGUUCUUUGUGGAGGACAUGGAGGGAUCAGGAAAGGGGGAUCUAUUGAUUAGUGCUGGAUUUGGAGGAUCCCAGGGAUCUCCAGGUCUCACUGGCCCCAGAGGACCAAAGGGGGAGGAUGGAGCCCCAGGUGCCCCUGGACUUUCAGUAAAGGGAGAGCAAGGAGACCCAGGCUCACCAGGUAUUCAAGGUUCAGCUGGUUUACCAGGGCCAAGGGGAAGUAAAGGAGAAAAAGGCAACCUCGGACAAAAGGGAGAGCCUGGCACUGAUAGAGUCAGUAUCACAGGACCCCCUGGGCCUCCUGGACCUCCUGGACCAAUUAUUAAUAUAGAGGAUCUCCUCCUCAAUGUUACAGAUGGACUUUUUAACUUCACUGAGAUCAAAGGACCACCAGGACCCAUGGGGCCUGAGGGUUUACCUGGCAGAGCUGGAUUUCCUGGACCUCGAGGACCAAAAGGAGACAUGGGUAGUCAAGGAGUUCAUGGUUUAACUGGGCUCAAGGGAGAGAAAGGGGAGCCAGGAGUUACAAUAGCUGCUGAUGGAUCCAUUAUUUCAUCACCAAGAGGUCCGAUCGGGCCGAGAGGAGUGAAGGGUGAUCGUGGUUUGCCAGGCCCCACUGGACUUAUGGGACCAAUUGGACCAAUAGGACAAAAAGGAGAGUAUGGAUUCCCUGGUCGUUCAGGAAGACCUGGUGUGCCUGGGAGAAAAGGAGACAAAGGGGAUUCUUCUGGCACACAGGGCCCACCUGGCCUUCCUGGCCCACCUGGACCCCCAGGAAGGAUAUUCGGGCUCAAUGGGGGUUCAUAUUCAUUGGGUGCUAAAGGAGACAAAGGAGAGGCUGGAUUACCUGGGGAUCCAGCUGUAUUUGGACUUCCAGAUGGAGCUGAGCUCCAUCGUGGAGAAAAGGGUGCUGAGGGCUAUACCGGGCAGAAGGGAGAGAAGGGAAACACAGGUCCUGCUGGUCCUCCAGGGCUGCCGGGGCGGUCUGGACUUGUGGGUCCGAAGGGAGAGUCUGUUGUGGGGCCCCCUGGUCCUGUAGGCCCUCCAGGACUGCCUGGUGCAUCUGGGACUGGACGCCCAGGUGCGAGAGGUCCUCCAGGGCCUCCUGGACCUCCAGGAUCGGAGUUUGCCUAUGGAUCAGUCACAGUUCCUGGCCCACCUGGUCCUCCCGGUCCUCCAGGAUAUACAAACCCGAUCACAACUUACAAGACUUCCCAUGCUCUGAGCAGAGAAGCACCGCGAGUUGCAGAGGGAACGCUGGCGUAUGUGUCAGAGCAUGGAGGAGAGCUGUUCAUCAAGGCACGCCACGGCUGGAAGAAAAUACAGCUUGGAGAGUUGAUCCAGCCGCCUUCAGCUUCAUCUCAGGCGUUGAGUCGACCCGGAGACAGAGGAAGACCGCACAGAAUCCACAGCCAGGAGCUGCAGGAGAGCUCCAGGGGCUACCAGCCGAGCUACAACGUCCUGCCACAGACCUUCAACGCUAUCCCUGGGCUUCAUCUUGUCGCUCUGAAUACACCACUGAAGGGAGACAUGCGGGGCAUCAGGGGGGCCGACUUCCAGUGCUACCAGCAGGCUCGCUCCAUGGGGCUGACCACCACGUACAGGGCCUUCCUCUCCUCACACCUGCAGGACCUGGCCACUAUAGUGAGAAAGACUGACCGCAAUGACAUGCCUGUGGUCAAUAUGAGGGGAGAGGUCUUAUUCGACAGCUGGAUGUCCAUAUUUUCUGGGAAAGGAGGCGUCUUCAACCCCUCUGUCCCCAUCUACUCCUUUGACGGCCACGAUGUUCUGACUGACCCUGCAUGGCCAGAGAAGCUGAUAUGGCACGGCUCCAGUCCAGCAGGCAUCAGACUCACCACAAACUACUGCGAGGCGUGGAGGACCGGGGACAUGGCUGUGACGGGGCAGGCCGCUCUGCUCCAGUCGGGACGUCUCCUCGGACAACAAACACGCGCCUGCUCCAACCACUACAUUGUGCUGUGUAUAGAGAACACCUAUGUGGGCCACAGUCACCCCAAAAGGACCUGA
This is a messenger RNA of Knipowitschia caucasica, 3990 nucleotides long. Lineage: Eukaryota; Metazoa; Chordata; Actinopteri; Gobiiformes; Gobiidae. The record is from the annotation of a GenBank genome assembly.